This is a messenger RNA of Auxenochlorella protothecoides, 1113 nucleotides long. RefSeq lists its product as hypothetical. Bases 1 to 1113 code for a protein of 370 amino acids. The record is from RefSeq and is a predicted model, not a curated record. The transcript has a single exon. Lineage: Eukaryota; Viridiplantae; Chlorophyta; Trebouxiophyceae; Chlorellales; Chlorellaceae.
AUGCCAGACUCCAGCCCUGCCCAUACAUCCGUGCAUGGACCGGCGGAUGCCGUACCUACCCCCCAGCCCAGCUCCCUGCCCCCACGCAUCCUGUUCUCCGACCUGGAUGGCACUUUGAUCCACUACACGGACACCCUGCGGGACGUGGGCCUCUUCCCCACCACCUCCCCUGAGGGUCUGUGGCGGACCAGCCCCCCACCCCUCGGCUCGGCCCUGACCGCACCCCUGGACCUGCUCCCCCUGCCGCCCACCGCCUCCGGCUCCCAGGGAUUCAUCUCCACCACCAUCUUCGAGCGCCUGGCCCGUCUCAGGGCCCGGCAGGACGUGCGCCUAGUGCUGAUCAGCGGCGCCCGCGCGGGCACCCUGCUCCAGCGCCUGCCCCUGCUCCCCGCCGCCGACGCGUACGUGUGCGAGAGCGGGGGCCGCAUCUUCUACCCCGGCGCGGUCGGCUGGGCCGCGCACGCCGCGGCGCCGCUGACCGAGGACCAUGCCUGGCGCGGCGCGCAUGAGCCCGCCGCCGGCCCCGCCGUGGCGGCGGCCAUGAAGCCGGAGCGCCGCGGCGGCCCGCUCUGGACACUGUUCGCCGCGCUCAGCUCCACGCGCCACGCGCGCCUGCAUUUCGACUGCCGCGGCUACUCCACCGCCUUCCGCGUGCGGGGCGACGCCGCCGCGCUGGCGGAGAUUGCGGGGUCGCUGCCGGGGUCACUGGCCUGUGCCCGGAACCUGGGCGCACUGGACGUCUACCCCGCCACCAGCGGCAAGGUCAGCGCCGCGCGCCACCUGGCGGCGCGCUGGGGCGCCGACCUCUCCCGCGCCCUCUUCCUCUGCGACGACGACAACGACCUGGAGCUGGCAGCGGCGGUGGGCCGCGCCUUCCUCCCCUCCAUCACCUCGGAGAGCAUGGGCAGCGCGGCACGCACCGGCGGCGACGCCUUCUACGUGGCCCGCAUGCCGGUGCCCUGGAGCACGGAGGAGGUGCUGGAGGCGGUGGAGGCCGAGCUGGCGCAGGCAGAUGAUCAUGGGUCGUCCUCCAUGGGAGCCGAGCCGGGGCCGGUGGAGGCAGGGUCGGGGCCGGCAGGCGCGGAGGCCGAGCCACAAGGCGCGGGUGUCUAG